Mauremys reevesii (Reeves's turtle) is the source of this 1086-nucleotide messenger RNA. It is a transcript of the gene SPACA1, whose product is annotated as sperm acrosome associated 1. The record is from RefSeq and is a predicted model, not a curated record. Gene Ontology annotation, cellular component: acrosomal membrane. The transcript is spliced from 7 exons. Bases 43 to 1011 code for a protein of 322 amino acids. Gene Ontology annotation, biological process: acrosome assembly. Lineage: Eukaryota; Metazoa; Chordata; Testudines; Geoemydidae.
GGGCUGCGGUCGCGGGGGCGGCCACUCGGGGCGCGGCGGAGGAUGGGGCUGCGGGCGGCCGGGGACGCGGGGCGCCUCGCCCUGCGCCUGGGGCUACUCCUGAGCCUGCUGGCCCAGCAGCCCGUGAGCGCCAAGAACGACAGCGGCUCUGCCCUCGAGCAAGCUGUGGUGGAGCCGAUAGUGCAGCUGUUAGAGCCGGGUUUGAAUGCUACAGUAUCCAAGGAAGUAGAAUUUGGAAUAUGCACAGUGACGUGCGGUAUUGGCAUUCGAGAAGUUAUAUUAACCAACGGGUGCCCUGGAAGCGAAACAAAAUGUAUUGUUCGUGUAGAGGAAUGCAGAGGACCAGUAGAUUGUGGAUGGGGUAAACCAAUUUCUGAAAGCCUUGCAACUGUGAAGAUCCCAUGUAUUUUUAUACCUCCAGAGAAUCGAUUUACAUAUCUUUGGAAAAUGUUAAUUCCAGACCAGCAAUCACUGAUUCUUCCUAAUGAUUCGGCUAUUUUGGAGGUACACAGGGAUACCCAUCCAGUAGCUUUCCAGUGUGACACGAAAGAAAAUAAUGAGAUAGUUGCCUCUGUAAAAUAUACAGUAUAUACAACAGCUGAAUUGGAAACAAGAAGAUUAAGGAGACCAAACACAGAUAUAGUUCUGGUGUUUGUCCUGAUAACUGGAGUUAUUGUUUGUGUUGGUGUGAUCUUUGCAUUAAUCUUCAUAAUUCUUCACUGGGCAGCUGUAAAAGCAUUCUGGGCAUCAAAAGUUGGUAAAAGCUCCAAAGAAGAACAAUCAAGCUCUCAAGGUUCAAUGAGAACCAUAGAAGAAGCACCAGGAUCAGGAUCUGUAUUGGCAUCGGGAUCAAGAUUAGCAUCAGGAUCCGCAUUAGCGUCAGGAUCAAGAUUAGCGUCAGGAUCUGGAUUAGCCUCAGCAACAAUGUCAGUACCAACACCAUCACAUAUAGAUACUACUGGACAAGAAGAGCAGUCUUUCCAUGAAUGGAACAAUGAAGAAGAGAAUUAGAAAGAAAAAUAAGACUAGACUAUAUUAAAAGAUUAUCUAAAAAGAGAUUAUAAUAAAGCAUGUUUAAAAUACUCA